Messenger RNA from Effrenium voratum, 1398 nucleotides. The record is from the annotation of a GenBank genome assembly. NCBI's taxonomy places the organism in Eukaryota, Dinophyceae, Suessiales, Symbiodiniaceae.
AUGGCCCGGUACGCUUUACUGGCCUUGUUGGGCACCGCGCUCGGGGAACUGCAGAGCGAGGUGGAUGUGGCCAGCGCUGGCCUCUACGUAGUAGAAGCACCUCCGCCGGUGGUGCUGCAGAAAGAAGGGCGCGGGCUGCGCCUCCGCGGCGCGGAGCUGGUGCCGCCCUCCGCGGCCCGGCCUCUGGGGGACAUUCGGCAGGCAGCCCAGGUGAGCCGGGCGGUCGUGGACCGAGUCAGCAGCGCCCAGCUAGCCCAGGUGGCCGUGGGCCGAGUCCGCCAGGUGAGCACGGUGGGUCGGAGAAUGCUUCAGCAGCAUCCUGCCGAACAGGGAGGACGCGUGUUCAAAGCCGGCUGGGCCGUGGCCUGGCUGCUGUCAAUCGGAAAAGGCGAAGACGCAGCCGGCUGCAGCGGCGGAGGGAGAGCCAGCUGGACCAGCAGGAUGGUAGCAGCCGAGUGCAUUCUGCAGAGGCAGGCGCUUGGUGUCAAGAAGGCGCUGCAUUCUGAUUGCAAACUCUGCAUCCAAAACUUGAUGUUCGAUGAGUCAGGCUUUCAGCUCAAGUUGGAGAGCCGCCAGCCACUGACUGACUGCUCGGUUCUUUGUUCCCAUGGCCAGCUGACAUACGAGCUGACUGAUGGCCGAGUUAUGGACGAGCACAUUGCCAGGCCUCCUCGUUUGCUUCCUGGGAUGAAUUGGGCUACUCUGUGGUCAGCGCUGCAAGAUGGCUUGAUAGCCGAGUGUGAAGCCAGCUUUGUUGCAACCUUGACUUCGUGCGAAGCAGCCAACAUCAAGAUGCUGCGGUUCUUGGAGCACACUUUGCCUGAUGAGCACUUUUUGCUGCCUGUUCUUUGUGCCCAGCACAGGACUGGGAACGUCAUCGAGCAGCUAACGAAGUUGCUCGGCGUGCUUGGUGGAAACUUCUCGACCACGAAGACCAUGUCGAAGCAGAACUUGCUGCAGUCCUUGCGCCAGAAGGUCCGAGACCGUGUGCAAGGAGAUCUCAGGGUGCUGGCUGAAACUCCGGCGGCAGCCUUGGAGGAGUGGCGCGCCGGCAAGGAUGUGGCGCGCAAGCUCGUGGAGCUUUGCUGCUUCCAGGCGCCUGAGGAAGGCCGCCCUGGCUCCCAGCGAGACAACUUCGCGAAGCUGCUGGACUUCUUCAGCAGCCCGUGGACAGGCUUACACUGCGCGCAGGGCCACAGUAGCAGGAUGGUGGCCCAGAUGUUCGCCCCGAUGGACUCGCGCACGGCCGUGCGCAAGCUGCAGGGGGGGGAAGCGGUUUCUGGUAGCUUUGAAGCUGCCAGGGCGGGCCUUCAGGAGCACCUUGUUGCCGACUGCUACGGGACGGUAGAGGGCAUCUGGUGGGCCAGAGACGUCUACAACGAGCGGCGCCUGGGCUAG